Molecule: messenger RNA, 541 nt
Organism: Lycium ferocissimum
Lineage: Eukaryota; Viridiplantae; Streptophyta; Magnoliopsida; Solanales; Solanaceae
Product: mitochondrial import receptor subunit TOM7-1-like
Exons: 1
Coding region: 98-328 (76 amino acids)
Biological process (GO): protein import into mitochondrial matrix
Cellular component (GO): mitochondrial outer membrane translocase complex
Source: RefSeq, a predicted model, not a curated record
CCAUUGCAAAACUAACCAUCACUACUUCUAGGGCUUUUGUCUCGCUGAAAGCAUACACAGAAAGCAAACAAAGGCCAAAAAGAAGACAAAACAGAAGAUGACAUCCAAGGUGAUGCUGAAGGCGAAAGGAAAGAACCCUAAGAAGCCGGCCGCCGAUGAGGACGCUGGAGCUGUGGCGGCAGUGUCAAGUUUCGUCAAGGAGUGGGGCACAUGGACUGCCAAAAAAGCCAAAGUAAUAACCCAUUAUGGCUUCAUCCCACUUGUCAUCAUUCUCGGCAUGAACUCUGAACCCAAACCCUCACUCUCUCAACUUCUCAGCCCCGUCUGAAAAUCCCCCCCAAUGGAAAUUACAGUUUUAGCCCUUAUGUAGGAGUUUGGGUUAUUUAUUAUUAGUCGAUUUGACUCUUAUUAGCAGCAGUUAAUUGUGUAAUGGAGUUGUGUUUUUGUUUUCUUACCUGUUUGUUAGUGGCUGCUAAUGUUUUAUUAAUGGAUGUGGAAUUUGAUACGAACAAAUUACCUCCUUACUGGAUGAUUUUCGCGA